This is a messenger RNA of Paramisgurnus dabryanus, 2972 nucleotides long. Lineage: Eukaryota; Metazoa; Chordata; Actinopteri; Cypriniformes; Cobitidae. The record is from RefSeq and is a predicted model, not a curated record.
CGGAGGAUCCACGUUAUAUUCACUUCAGCGCCUUAAUGAUAAAUAUGGCAAGACUCUGUCAGGAUUUAAAGUUAUUCUCAUACAUGCAGUUCCAAGGUCACAGUCAGGCAAAAAAAGCAAACAUGGAUGACUUUCGUCUGCCUGUUGUCUGAAUAGAGAAACCAGACGCUUCUUUACUCUAUAGUGGGUACAGAUAGAGUUGUGUUACAGCUGCAUGACGCUUUCCCUCAAACUAACCGAAUACAAAACUUCAGGUCAACCCGUUCGAUGGGGAAUUAUAAAUCAAGACCCACUCAGACAUGUACAGAUGAAUGGAAAAAGAAGGUAAGUGAGUCAUACGCUGUUAUAAUUGAGCGACUGGAGGAGGAUUUGAGGCUGAAAGAGGAGGAGUUUAAAGAUCUCAAGUACGCUUUCAGCUCAGAGGAGGCGUUUAGUAAAGUGAAUCUGAAUUACCGCACAGAAGGUGGUCUGUCCCUACUGCAUCUCUGCUGUAUGUGUGGAGGGAAUAAAGCUCACAUUAGGACCCUUAUGUUGAAAGGCCUGCGUCCAUCCAGGCUCACCAGAAAUGGAUUCACCGCAUUGCAUCUGGCUGCAUACAAGGAUAAUGCUGAAGUGGUCACUGCGCUUUUGCAUGGUGGUGCAGAUAUCCAGCAGGUGGGGUAUGGAGCCCUCACUGCCUUGCAUAUAGCAACUGUGGCUGCUCAUCUUGAGGCUGUUGACAUUCUCUUGCAACACGGGGCCUACGUCAACGUCCAAGACGCAGUGUUCUUUACCCCCCUACAUAUUGCAGCUUACUUCGGUCAUGAGCAGGUGUGCAAGCUGCUGAUGAAGUUUGGGGCUGAUGGGAAUGUGUGUGGAGAGGUGGGCGAUCGGCCGCUUCACUUGGCUGCAGCUAAGGGCUUUUUAGCAAUUGUGAAACUGCUGAUGGACGACGGGAGCAAAACUGAUGUCAAUGCUCAAGACAAUGAGGACCACGUUCCCCUUCAUUUCUGCGCUCGAUUUGGACACGAAGAGGUCGUCCGUUUCCUGCUGCAGGGCAAUUUUGGUGUACAGCCGCACUGUGUCAACAUCUACGGUGAUACACCCCUCCACCUAGCCUGCUACAAUGGAAAGUUUGAAGUGGUUAAAGAGAUUAUUCAGUUGUCCGGCACAGACAGUCUGUCUAAGGAGAACAUCUUCAGUGAGACAGCUUUUCAUAGUGCCUGCACCUAUGGUAGGAACCUAGAAAUGGUCAAGUAUCUCCUCAGUCAGAAUGCCUUAAGCAUCAACCAUCAGGGUCGAGAUGGACACACAGGUCUACAUAGUGCGUGUUUCCACGGACACAUCCGACUGGUCCAGUUUCUUCUGGACAAUGGAGCAGAUAUGAACCUAGUGGCUUGUGAUCCAAGCCGUUCCAGUGGGGAAAAGGAUGAACAGACGUGCUUAAUGUGGGCCUAUGAGAAAGGACAUGAUGCCAUUGUUACUCUGCUCAAACACUACAAGAGACCACAGGACGACUCACCCUGUAAUGAAUAUUCCCAGCCAGGAGGGGAUGGAUCUUACGUUUCCGUUCCCUCUCCUCUGGGAAAAAUUAAAAGCAUGGCCAAAGAGAAGGCAGAUGUGAUUUUGCUGCGGGCAAGCCUGCCAUCAAAUUUCCACCUCCAACUCUCUGAGCUAGAGUUUAAUGAGAUUAUUGGUUCAGGCUCCUUUGGAAAAGUGUACAAAGGAAGAUGUCGCAAUAAAAUAGUUGCAAUUAAACGGUAUCGUCCAAACACGUACUGCUCAAAGUCGGACACAGAUAUGUUCUGUCGCGAGGUCUCCAUCCUGUGUCGUCUCAACCAUCCCUGUGUGAUCCAGUUUGUAGGGGCGUGUCUGGACGACCCAAGCCAGUUUGCCAUAGUAACGCAAUACGUGUCCGGAGGAUCCCUGUUCUCACUGCUCCAUGAGCAGAAGAGGAUCAUCGAUCUGCAGUCCAAGCUCAUCAUUGCCAUCGAUGUGGCCAAGGGAAUGGAGUAUCUACACAAUCUGACCCAACCAAUCAUCCACAGAGACCUCAACAGUCAUAAUAUUCUGCUCUAUGAGGAUGGACAUGCUGUGGUUGCUGAUUUUGGAGAGUCCCGUUUCCUGUUAUCUAUGGAUGAGGACAACAUGACCAAACAACCCGGGAAUCUACGCUGGAUGGCUCCAGAAGUGUUUACACAGUGUACCCGGUACACGGUGAAAGCAGACAUGUUCAGCUAUGCCCUGUGCCUAUGGGAACUGCUCACUGGAGAGAUUCCCUUCGCACAUCUCAAACCAGCUGCGGCUGCCGCAGAUAUGGCCUAUCAUCACGUACGGCCUCCGAUUGGAUACUCAAUCCCUAAACCCAUCUCAGCGCUGCUCAUGAGGAGCUGGAAUGUGUGUCCAGAGGAAAGACCUGAGUUUUCUGAAGUGGUGGCCAAACUGGAGGAAUGCUUGUGUAAUGUGGAACUGAUGUCUCCGGCCUCAAGCAAUAGCAGUGGCUCUCUAUCUCCCUCUUCUUCUACGGACUGCCUGGCCGCACGUGGAAGUCCCGGUCGGAGUCACGUUGCCGCUCUCCGCUCACGUUUUGAGUUGGAAUACGCGCUGAAUGCUCGGGCCUAUGCAUUUUGGAGCCAGAACUCUGGUCGAAGAUCCUCACAGGGUUUGUCACGGGAUGACCUAAGGAGGAACAUGCAAUUCCCACCUAUGGACAGAAACGGAUAUGUGUCAGAUCCCAUGAGCACCAUGCGUUUCCAUUCAUGCAGCAGCAAUGGAAGUUUUGAGGAGAGCAACUAGAUGCAGCAACUCUCAGAAACACAACAAAUACACACAAUAUAACUAAAUAGAAAUACUGAACACAUGCUGUAUAAUCAGACUUUUUUGGGUUUUUUUUAAGGCUCUACUGUAUGUGUGUGAUCUUUUUUUAUAUAUUUAUAUUAUCAUACAAUAGUGUUAAAUAAUAAAAGUGUUAUAUUCAGUUCACACCUCUCUCA